AUGGACCCAUAUAUGCGUAGGGUGAUUGGUGAGUUUACAGGAAUUGAACUAGAAGGGGGUGCCGGGAAGUACUUGGGGCUUCCAAAGUGUUUCAGUGGACCAAAAAGAGAGCUAUUGAGUUACAUAACUGAUCGCUUGAAAUCGAGGUUAAGCGGUUGGUAUGAGAAAACUCUCUCUUUAGGUGGCAAAGAGGUUUUGCUUAAAUCGGUGGCAAUGGAAUUACCGAUAUACGCAAUGUCAUGUUUUCGUUUAUCAAAUCAUCAAUGUAAGCAGAUCACAAGUGCCAUGGCUGAUUUUUGGUGGAAUGAAUGUGAGGAUAAAAAUAAGAUGCAUUGGGUGUCUUGGGAAAAGAUGUGCAAAGCCAAAUCACAUGAAGGUCUUGGUUUUAAAGACAUUGGUAACUUCAACCAAGCUUUGCUGGCUAAGCAAGCUUGGUUCCUACUGAAUACGCCAAAUUCUCUUCUGUCCCGAGUCUACAAUGCCCGGUAUUAUGUGAAUACAAACCUCAUGGAGGCUUGCCUAGGCUCCAGACCAUCAUAUGCCUGGCAGAGUAUUCUCUUUGGGAGAGAAUUACUUGAAAGAGGUCUUCUGACGUCCAUUGGGGAUGGGGGCCAGACUAGUGUAUGGCUGGAUAAAUGGGUGUUUGAUGAAGUUCCACAAAGACCUUAA
This is a messenger RNA of Camelina sativa (false flax), 669 nucleotides long. NCBI's taxonomy places the organism in Eukaryota, Viridiplantae, Streptophyta, Magnoliopsida, Brassicales, Brassicaceae. The record is from RefSeq and is a predicted model, not a curated record.